Messenger RNA from Musca vetustissima, 4439 nucleotides. It is a transcript of the gene bif, whose product is annotated as serine-rich adhesin for platelets. Gene Ontology annotation, cellular component: nuclear membrane; rough endoplasmic reticulum membrane. Gene Ontology annotation, molecular function: microtubule binding. The record is from RefSeq and is a predicted model, not a curated record. Lineage: Eukaryota; Metazoa; Arthropoda; Insecta; Diptera; Muscidae. The transcript has 8 exons. Gene Ontology annotation, biological process: chemotaxis; neuronal signal transduction. Bases 1 to 4428 code for a protein of 1475 amino acids.
AUGGCAGCCGUACCCUUAACACUGGACAUAUUACAAACGCCACCCAGCCGGUCUCCUUUAAUGUCACCACAAAUCGUGACAAUGUCUGAAACAUCUACAACAAAUGAACGGCCAUCUGUGUUGGCAUUGGCAAAUGGGUCAUCAUCAUCACCGCAGCAUUCCAAAGUGUCGCCGACCUGCAACACACCAAACCAUGGUGGCAACAUUUCACCUGCCAUUGGCAGUUUGACGCCCUCAUUUCUACCCGAGAUGCCGCAAUGGAAACGUGACCUUAUCCAAAGACGCAAACAAAAUGUACAACGUACCAUAAGUGCAUCAUCGCCACAAUCUCCAGCAGCAGCAUCAAUGGUCGCUGGGGCUGCUGGUGGCUUAAGAAACUCGACAUCUUCAUCAUCGGUGCGUUCAUUUGCCGGCAGCAACAGCAAUAUUGACCAACUUGCAUCAGAUGGUUUACAUUCCCCUACCAAAGAUUUUAAUAAAUCAUCAUCGCCAUCGACAGCAACAACAGCAAAGGCAGCAACAACAGCAAAAUUGUUUGGAGGUCAAUAUACAGCAAUAACCGAAGCUCCAACUUCAGCAAGAACAACAACAGCAGCAGCAACAGUUAAUACCAAAGACGAGAUCACCACCACAAAAGAUCCAACAACAGCCAAAGAAAUAACAACAAAAGGUAGAACAGCAAUCAGCCGAACUGCUCUAGGAGAGGAAGACGACAACGGCGAAGAUAUACACAACAGCAUUACAACUUCUGGCAUAAAACAACAACAACAAUUGGCAACCCGUUUAACGGGUUCUUCUUCAUCAUCGUCAUUGUUGUCGUCGUCGGCUUCGUCCACAUCAACAUCAACAAUGAUUGGUAGUGGUGCAACAACAACAGGCACCACAUCGACUCAACUAAACAACAAGAGAGAACUGAGCAGUAGUUGUGCUGUGGAGAGAGAGACCCAACACAGCGGCCAUCAACAACAAGCGGGUCUCAUCAACAUAACUGGAGCAAAUAAUGGUUCGGCAAAUCAGUCGUCGAGUAAAUGCGAGAGUGAACGUUUACAAGUGGUAAACAAAACAAAAAUAAUAAAGACCAUAAAAACAACAGCGGAUUUGAAAUCCCCCACCAAGACGACUACUCUGUCCACGUCUUCAUCUUCAACAUCGUUUGCCUCGUCGACCAACAACAGCAGCAGCGGCAGUAACUGUGCUGCAAUCAAAAAGAAAAUGGUGGCCAUGCAAGAAAUGAAGAAAUCCACCCAGAACUCUGCCACACAUUUGCAUCAUUCCACAUGCGGCAGUGGCGGCAACGCCACCAACAAUGGUGCCUCGGUCACCUCCAAUGGUCGCAGUAAUCGUAUGGGAGUUGGUGGCGGUGUCAUCAGUUCACAGAACUCCAACGAUUUGGAUUCCAACGAGGAUUUAAGCUAUGGCCCUGGUAUUGUGUCGAAGCUGCGUUGUCGCUAUCUGAGCCUGGCUCUGCGUGAGUCCAUGGAGCAACAGCGUCUUAACAAAGAUCUUCUGCGCCGUUCAACCAGUUUAAAUAAUCUACUGGAUGAUGAUCGUGCCGAGGAAGAAGAAGAGGAGGAGGAAGAAGACGAUGAAGAAAACAUUGAAAAUAUCGAUGUUGGUGGCGGCCAAGCCGGAGACCAAUCGCAGAACACAAUUUCAAGUUUUACGCAGAAAAAAUCGGGUAUUCUAAAGAAUUCGUAUUCCCCGCAGGAAAAACGUUUCUCUCAGGGUUCGAAUGGGGUGGGAGUAACCUUUACCGAAACCUCAUCGUUUAACAAACGUUCGCGUCACUUAAAACGCGGUAAUGAUUCGUUGAAACGCGCUCGUUCCGUCGAAGCUUUGCUCAGUGAAAAAUCGCCAUGGCAGGGCCAACGUAUGGCCGCCAGUGUAACACCCACCUGUGUGACCAUUGAGGAUAAAAUUCAAAAUGCCCGUGAGCGUUUGCACCAGGGCACCGAUCACAUGCCGCCCAAGCGCUUGACCUCCAUCAUCGAUGACACCGAAAGGCCACCACCGGAUUUGGUCAAACAGACCCUCAAAAUGUUUGAGGCCAAUGCCAAUCGUCGACCCCGCAACACCAAUCGUUCCAAUUCGAAGGGCGAGGUGGCCAGCAAAGUGGAAACAUUUAAGAACAUUAUCAAAGAUCAAAAGCCGGUGGUAAGUUAUCCCAAGCCAUUGAGUCCCACCAAGAAAUUGGGCGGCGGUGGCACUCCCAAUUUAGUGAAGCCAACAUUGAAAUCAUCUUCAGAUCUGCAACAGACACCUUUGGGCCGCAAAACAAUGGCUGCAAUCAAUAAUUCGCAUGGCGGUGUUGGUUCGGAGCCAAAGGCAAAUACCUUGUCAGAGCACACACCAGAUAUUAUUCCCCGACAGAAAUUGCAUUCGGAAAGAGAACAACACAACAGCAAAGAGAAAUACUCAAUGGGCAUAAAUAAAGAGAAGUUUAUGAACUCUCUGAUGGAGACACCGCUCUCCACAACUGGAAGUGGGGCUGUGGUGGAUUCGCCCCUUAAGAGCACUGCCAAAGACAGAUUUCUUGCCUCCAUGGUGGAUUCGCCGGUUACAGCUCUUUCCAAAGAGCUGGAGAGAAUGAAACUGAGCGAUAGCAACUCACCGUCGCCAGUAACAGCUGGCGGAAAAAGCGAUAACUUGAAAAACGAUAACUUGUCGUCGGGUCGUAGUGUAGGAGACGGAAGUGAGGCUAGCGGUAGUGUAGGAGGUGUUGAUAUUGAUGGCGGUGUUAGUAGUGGUGGUGGUGAUCGUAGCGGCGCCGACGACAACAGAAAGGUUGAUGACGCAUUCCACAACAACGACGACUACGACGGCGACAAUCAAUGCAACAACAAAACAGCCAAGCCAGGAGAAGAAGAAGCAGCCGAAGUGAAUACAAAUGAAUUCAGCAGCUCUCUUAAAAGCGAAAACGAUAAGAUUAAGCAACAACAGCAACAAAUCAACAAUGAAACAACAAUACAAUCGAACUCCACCGCCGCCGCCACCACAACCCAAGUCGUUCCCUCUCAGGCAACGAACGAAGCAACGGUUAAGAAGGCUCAUAGUGCACACGGCAGUAGUGAUUUAAGUGAUGGUGAAGACGACGACGAAUACGGUAUUCCAACGACAAAACGUAUAACGCGCGCCGCCUUGGAUAAUAUAGCCAAAGCCGGAACCACACAACAAUUUAAAUUCUCAAGUAAUACAUCAUCAUCCCAGUCCAGCAGCAGUAGCAGCACCACAACAUCUGUAGCUGGUAAACAGAUCGGUGUAAUAAGGCCACUACAAAGUAACACCUCCACCUCCUCCUCCUCCUCCAAUACAGCCAAUAACAGCAGUAACAUGGAGGCACUGAAGCAUUCCUCCACCACCACAACAUCGUUGCUGACCUCAAGGGAAAUUGAGAAAAAUCGUAUAAAUGAUUUAAAGAAAUCGUCAUCAUCGUCAACGGUAGUAACAUCAUCAUCAUCGUCGUCAUCUUCCACAUUGGCCUCCUCAGCUAGUCUUGAUGUGAUUAAGUCCUCCAGUAAUAGCACCACAGCAUCUGGUGGUGGUUUCACAGAAGUUGAUACAGUUAUCAGUGCUACAAAUAGCCCCCUGUGGGCAAUGCGCAAACGACGUCAAAAUCCUCCCGCACCACCAGCCGAACAGACAUCGAUGGUUUUCAAUUUCUCCAAUCGCAAGGAAGUACCCGAUUAUAUAGAAAAUGAUGGAGUUAUAUUUAGACGUAAACGUGAAUUACCAAAGCCAAACGAAUCCGGUUUUGUGUUAUUGGGUGAUCUCUCAGUAGAAACAUCAACCGAUUUGGAUUAUGAUGACUUCUCAAUGUGUCCACCCUCACCAUGUGAUGUUGAAUUUGUUAAUGCUAAUAUUGUGAUUGAUGGUAAAUCAAGUAUUCGACAGAAACCCAAAGAUGCAACGUUCCGUGUACAAUUUAAUGAUACUCUCACAUCAACAUUUGAAUAUCCCUCCGAAGCCUCAUUAAUUGUGGAUGAUUCAUUUUCUUCGGUAUCUGGAGAAACGGAAUUAAACCAAACAUUUCAGAAUUUAGUUUUAGAAAAUUCCAUACCCUUGCAUCAUGUUGCCGAUGAGAUUAUUCAACUGCCAACAACAAACGAAAGUACUAAUUCACCUGCCAAUACAACAGCCACCAAAAAUAUUUUAGGCAAUUUACCAUUAGGUUCAGCACCACUUGGUUUCUACACGCCUAUGAAAGCACCCAUUGAUAGACUUUUUCAACUUGGUGUAACACGGGCCCCAGCCUUAGAAUGCACCACAAAUGGUGAUGGUAUUGGUGAUGGUGGUCUAUUAAAUGGCAAGGCUAGCAGUGAUAUUGAUGGCGAACAAGAACCAGAAAGUCUGCAGUAUAUAAAACCAGCAGAUGAUGAUCUCAACAUAGCCUACAGUGAGAGUACCCAAAAGACCGAUUUGUUAUACUAGAAAUAAAAACA